UAGCUAAGAACUUCUGGGCUUUCAUCAUAGAGCUGCACUUUCCAAGCGGAAAAUUAUUUACUCUUCAUCUUUCCUUUUCUAUUUCCUUUUGGGCUUUUUUGGUUUCGAUCCAAAGGUGCUAGAAUAUCAAAAAUGUAUCGCCACAUCAUCAUCCUCCUCGCUCUCCCGACUCUGAUCAGAAGCCAGACGAUAAACGGAAUCCCCACCUGUGCCGUACAUCCCCUCGCUUUCCUUCCCCCCUUCCCCCCAAUCCGCCAUCUCCCCCCCUCUCUAACCGAACAAACACAGAAAGAAUGCGCGCUCUCCAUCAUCGCCACCUCCUCCGACUGUCCCCUGAACACGCAACCCUGCAUCUGCGCCUACCUCUCCGCCUACGCCUCGUGCGUGGGCGAAAGCUGCAACGGGACGGACUCCACGCGGGCGGUCCCGGUCCCGCUCCCGUACUACAUCCCCGAGGCGACGAUCAGCGUGGCGAGCAUGGGGACGUGUCCGGCUGUCGCGGCGACGAAUCCGGUUUUCGGCACUCUGGAGAGUGGGAAGACUGCUUCUGCGGAGACGACGACGAUGACGACGAACGAGGCAGGGAGGGCUGCGACGACGGGUGAGGCUUUGGGCUCGGAGGUGACGAUGACGACGAUAACUUCUUCGGAAACGAGGACGUCGAGCUCAGGGACGCGGAGUGUGGCUUUGGUCACGGGUAUGAGUACAAGUGCGGUGCCUGCGAAACAGACAAGCACUGGCGCAGCUGGGCCCUUGGAGGGGCAUCGGGUGCUUGGAGUCUUUGGGGGUGGAUUGGGGAUUGUGCUUGGUUACAGGUUUUUUGUGUAAGAGAUGGAGGGGGGUAAGGAAGGUUGCUUGGGAAUAGAGAAAGGAGAGACUAGAACGGCAGG
Molecule: messenger RNA, 890 nt
Organism: Hyaloscypha bicolor E
Lineage: Eukaryota; Fungi; Ascomycota; Leotiomycetes; Helotiales; Hyaloscyphaceae
Exons: 1
Coding region: 133-828 (231 amino acids)
Source: RefSeq, a predicted model, not a curated record